Tarenaya hassleriana is the source of this 5784-nucleotide messenger RNA. Its product is annotated as clathrin heavy chain 1. Bases 246 to 5351 code for a protein of 1701 amino acids. NCBI's taxonomy places the organism in Eukaryota, Viridiplantae, Streptophyta, Magnoliopsida, Brassicales, Cleomaceae. Gene Ontology annotation, cellular component: plasmodesma; clathrin coat of coated pit; clathrin complex. The transcript has 30 exons. Gene Ontology annotation, molecular function: structural molecule activity; clathrin light chain binding. Gene Ontology annotation, biological process: intracellular protein transport; receptor-mediated endocytosis. The record is from RefSeq and is a predicted model, not a curated record.
AGGAAGUAGCAGCAUCCUCAGAUUAGAUCGCUGUUCGUCGUUUCUCUUUCGCAAAAAAGAGAAUCUCUCUCUCUCUCUACCUUUCUCUUCUUCUUCUUCUUCUUCUUCUUCUCUGCUCUGCCCUCAGAUCUCGCUGCGAUUUUCGGAGCUUCCGCAGUGUCUCCUCACCUUGCUCCUCUCUCUCGGCCGUGGAUCUGAUUCCCUCUCCGUUACGCUGAUUCACGCGCCGUCGAUCCGAGGUCAACAUGGCGGCUGCGAACGCUCCCAUCACCAUGAAGGAGGUCCUAACGCUUCCGAGCAUUGGGAUCAAUCAACAAUUCAUCACGUUUACAAACGUUACUAUGGAAUCUGACAAGUAUAUAUGUGUAAGAGAGACGGCGCCUCAGAACAGUGUUGUAAUUAUAGAUAUGAAUAUGCCGAUGCAGCCUCUGAGGAGGCCUAUCACUGCAGAUUCUGCGCUCAUGAACCCAAACUCAAGAAUCCUUGCCUUGAAAGCUCAACUUCCGGGAACCAGUCAAGAUCAUCUACAGAUCUUUAACAUUGAGGCCAAAGCAAAAUUGAAAUCACAUCAGAUGCCUGAAUCGGUUGUCUUUUGGAAGUGGAUUACCCCAAAAAUGUUGGGGCUGGUCACACAAACUUCCGUGUAUCAUUGGUCAAUUGAAGGCGACUCUGUGCCAGUGAAGAUGUUUGACCGGACUGCCAAUUUGUCAAAUAAUCAGAUUAUUAACUAUAAAAUCUCUCCUAAUGAGAAGUGGUUGGUUUUGAUUGGAAUUGCUCCUGGCUCUCCUGAGAGGCCACAAUUGGUAAAGGGGAACAUGCAGCUUUUCUCCGUUGAUCAGCAGCGGAGUCAGGCCCUCGAAGCACAUGCUGCAUCGUUUGCUCAGUUUAAGGUCCUUGGAAAUGAGAAUCCUUCUACUCUUAUAUCCUUCGCAACCAAGACUUUUAAUGCUGGACAGAUCAUAUCAAAGUUGCAUGUCAUUGAGCUUGGUGCCCAACCAGGAAAACCAUCAUUCACAAAAAAGCAGGCAGAUCUCUUUUUCCCCCCGGACUUUGCUGAUGAUUUUCCUGUAGCCAUGCAGAUCUCUCACAGAUACAGUUUGAUAUACGUCAUUACCAAGCUUGGGCUGUUGUUUGUAUAUGAUCUAGAGUCUGCUGCUGCUGUAUACAGAAAUCGGAUAAGUCCAGACCCAAUUUUCUUGACAGCAGAAGCUUCCUCACUUGGGGGUUUCUAUGCCAUUAAUAGGCGAGGACAAGUUCUUUUGGCUACUGUAAAUGAUGCUACUAUAAUUCCUUUCAUAAGCGGUCAAUUGAACAACCUGGAGCUUGCUGUCAAUCUUGCUAAAAGAGGAAACCUGCCUGGUGCAGAGAAUUUAGUUGUCCAGCGUUUCCAGGAGCUUUUUGCUCAAACAAAGUACAAGGAGGCUGCUGAGCUUGCUGCUGAAUCUCCUCAGGGGAUUCUCAGGACACCUGAUACAGUUGCCAAAUUCCAGAGUGUUCCUGUCCAAGCUGGACAAACUCCUCCGCUGUUGCAAUAUUUUGGGACUCUUUUGACCAGAGGAAAGCUCAAUGCAUUUGAGUCAUUGGAAUUGUCUCGGCUUGUGGUGAAUCAAAACAAGAAGAACCUUUUGGAGAACUGGUUGGCUGAGGAUAAGUUAGAAUGCAGCGAGGAACUUGGUGACCUUGUCAAAACUGUGGAUAAUGAUCUUGCUCUGAAAAUAUACAUCAAAGCUAGAGCUACCCCAAAAGUUGUUGCAGCUUUUGCUGAGCGAAGGGAGUUUGACAAAAUACUGAUAUACUCGAAGCAGGUUGGGUACACACCUGAUUAUCUGUUUCUUCUGCAAACCAUACUUCGCACAGAUCCUCAGGGAGCUGUAAAUUUCGCGCUGAUGAUGUCUCAAAUGGAAGGAGGUUCCCCAGUUGAUUACAACACCAUCACUGACCUUUUUCUUCAGAGAAAUUUGAUCCGUGAAGCAACAGCUUUUCUUCUGGAUGUGUUGAAGCCAAAUUUACCUGAGCAUGCUUUUCUGCAAACUAAGGUGCUAGAGAUCAACUUGGUAACCUUUCCUAAUGUGGCUGAUGCAAUUUUAGCCAACGGGAUGUUCAGCCACUAUGAUCGUCCUCGUAUUGCUCAGCUUUGUGAAAAGGCUGGGCUUUAUAUCCAAGCGUUAAAGCAUUACUCAGAAUUGCCUGAUAUUAAGCGUGUAAUUGUGAACACACAUGCUAUUGAGCCUCAGGCUCUUGUCGAGUUUUUUGGUACUCUUUCUCGUGAGUGGGCCCUGGAAUGCAUGAAGGAUCUUCUGCUGGUCAAUCUUAGAGGCAACCUUCAGAUAAUUGUCCAGACCUGCAAGGAGUAUUGUGAGCAACUUGGUGUUGAUGGAUGCAUCAAACUCUUUGAGCAAUUUAAGUCAUAUGAAGGAUUGUACUUUUUCCUGGGUUCAUAUCUGAGUAUGAGUGAGGAUCCUGAUAUUCACUUCAAGUACAUUGAAGCUGCUGCAAAAACUGGGCAAAUAAAGGAGGUUGAGCGUGUGACUAGAGAGUCUAACUUUUAUGACCCUGAAAAGACCAAAAAUUUUUUGAUGGAAGCUAAGCUUCCCGAUGCCCGACCCUUGAUUAAUGUCUGUGAUCGUUUUGGCUUCGUUCCGGAUCUCACUCAUUACCUCUACACGAACAACAUGCUUCGUUACAUUGAAGGUUACGUCCAGAAGGUGAACCCUGGGAAUGCUCCCUUAGUCGUGGGACAGCUGCUUGAUGACGAAUGCCCUGAAGAUUUUAUCAAAGGUCUCAUUCUCUCUGUUCGUUCAUUGCUUCCUGUUGAACCCCUUGUGGAGGAGUGCGAGAAGAGAAAUCGACUUCGUCUCCUCACUCAGUUCUUGGAGCAUCUAGUUAGUGAGGGAAGCCAAGAUGUGCAUGUCCAUAAUGCAUUGGGUAAAAUCAUCAUCGACAGCAAUAACAACCCAGAGCAUUUCCUGACAACCAACCCUUACUAUGACUCUCGGGUUGUGGGUAAGUACUGCGAGAAACGUGAUCCUACCCUGGCAGUUGUUGCGUACAGAAGAGGACAAUGUGAUGAUGAACUCAUCAACGUCACCAACAAGAACUCUUUGUUCAAACUGCAAGCCAGGUAUGUAGUGGAGAGGAUGGAUGCUGAGCUUUGGGAGAAGGUUCUUGACCCAGAGAAUGCUUAUAGAAGACAGCUUAUUGACCAAGUUGUUUCUACUGCUUUACCUGAAAGCAAGAGCCCAGAACAAGUUUCUGCAGCUGUUAAAGCGUUCAUGACAGCCGAUCUGCCCCAUGAGCUUAUUGAGCUUCUUGAGAAGAUUGUGCUUCAAAAAUCGGCAUUCAGUGGAAACUUCAAUCUGCAGAACCUGCUUAUACUGACAGCUAUUAAAGCGGAUCCAUCAAGAGUUAUGGAUUACAUUAAUAGGCUGGAUAACUUUGAUGGACCAGCUGUUGGAGAAGUGGCCGUUGAAGCCCAAUUGUAUGAGGAAGCAUUUGCUAUUUUCAAGAAGUUUAACUUAAACGUUCAGGCCGUCAAUGUGUUGCUGGACAACAUCAGAAGCAUUGAACGUGCCGUUGAGUUUGCUUUCCGGGUUGAGGAAGAUGCCGUUUGGAGUCAAGUUGCAAAAGCUCAACUCCGGGAAGGACUAGUCAGCGAUGCCAUCGAGUCUUUCAUCCGGGCCGAUGACACCACUCAAUUCCUGGAAGUAAUCCGUGCCUCCGAGGAUGCUAAUGUCUAUCCCGACUUGGUUAGAUACCUUCUGAUGGUGAGACAAAAGGUGAAAGAACCCAAGGUUGACAGUGAGCUCAUCUAUGCAUACGCAAAGAUUGAUAGAUUGGGUGAGAUCGAAGAAUUCAUUCUGAUGCCAAAUGUUGCUAAUCUACAAAAUGUCGGUGACCGCUUGUUUGACGAAGCUCUAUAUGAGGCUGCAAAAAUAAUCUACGCGUUUAUAUCGAACUGGGCCAAGUUAGCAGUCACACUCGUGAGGUUGCAACAGUUCCAGAGCGCUGUUGACGCUGCAAGGAAAGCAAACAGCGCAAAGACAUGGAAGGAAGUCUGCUUUGCUUGUGUUGAUGCAGAGGAAUUCCGUUUGGCUCAGAUCUGUGGUCUCAACAUUAUCAUACAGGUUGAUGACCUGGAAGAAGUGAGUGAGUACUACCAGAACAGGGGAUGCUUCAAUGAAUUAAUCUCACUUAUGGAGAGUGGACUAGGGCUUGAACGCGCACACAUGGGCAUCUUCACCGAAUUGGGUGUAUUGUAUGCUAGAUAUCGUCCCGAGAAACUCAUGGAACACAUCAAGUUGUUCUCAACUCGCCUCAAUAUCCCCAAGCUUAUACGAGCCUGUGAUGAGCAACAGCACUGGAUGGAACUCACCUAUCUGUAUAUUCAAUAUGACGAGUUCGAUAAUGCUGCGACCACUGUCAUGAACCAUUCUCCUGAAGCAUGGGACCACAUGCAAUUCAAAGACAUCGUUGUCAAGGUCGCAAAUGUUGAGCUGUACUACAAGGCCGUUCACUUCUACUUGCAAGAGCACCCUGAUAUCAUCAACGAUAUGCUCAAUGUGCUCGUUCUUCGAUUGGAUCACACUCGCGUCGUCGACAUUAUGCGAAAGGCCGGUCACUUACGUCUUAUCAAGCCAUACAUGGUGGCAGUUCAGAGCAACAACGUAUCUGCCGUGAAUGAAGCCCUGAAUGAGAUAUACGUGGAAGAAGAAGACUAUGAUCGGUUGCGUGAAUCUAUCGAUUUGCACGACAGCUUCGACCAAAUUGGCCUUGCCCAGAAGAUCGAGAAACAUGAGCUUCUGGAAAUGAGACGUGUUGCGGCUUAUAUCUACAAGAAGGCAGGUAGGUGGAAGCAGUCGAUUGCUUUGUCGAAGAAAGACAACAUGUACAAGGACUGCAUGGAAACAGCUUCACAAUCCGGUGACCGUGAACUAGCGGAAGAGCUGCUGGUUUAUUUCAUCGAACAGGGUAAAAAGGAAUGCUUUGCGACGUGCCUGUUUGUCUGUUACGAUUUGAUCCGACCAGAUGUUGCUUUAGAACUCGCAUGGAUCAACAAAAUGAUCGACUUCGCCUUCCCCUAUCUCCUACAGUUUAUAAGGGAAUACACGGGAAAAGUAGACGAACUCAUAAAGGACAAGAUAGAGGCGCAAAACGAUGUCAAGGCCAAAGAACAGGAAGAGAAGGAUGUCAUCGCUCAACAGAACAUGUACGCCCAACUACUGCCACUGGCACUACCAGCCCCGCCAAUGCCGGGAAUGGGAGGAGGGUUCGCUCCGCCACCGCAUAUGGGUGGAAUGACGGGAAUGCCCCCAAUGCCACCAUUUGGCAUGCCUCCCAUGGGAAGCUACUAAAAAUAUAUACCAGCUCCACACGACGGCGAUUCAUAGACAAAUCAGAAAUCUACCCCUUCAGAGAGUCUUUAUUUUGUAUUCUUUAUUAUCAUUAAUUAUUAUCAAAGAAACGCCCCUCCAGAAAUCUACGUUCCAUGUCCAUGGGUAUGUGUGAUUUUUUUUUUUUUUGCACUCUUUUAUUUUGUUUGUAAUGUGUUGUGUCUACGGGGGACCGUGAUGGGAUGAAAGGUGUUGUGGGAAUAAUGUCAUCCCUCUUUUUUUUUUCCCUCGUGAGUUAUUCAAAGUUCCACUUUGUAAUGUUCUUUUGGGUAGAAACUGCAUGGCAGUUGUUUUUUUGGGUUCCAUCUGCUGCUAUUGAAGUCAUGUCUUUUGGACUGUUUGUAUUUCAUCCUUACAUUGGGUUUUUUGUGUAAUCGAGCCAUAAGCCUGCCUA